Molecule: messenger RNA, 378 nt
Organism: Microthlaspi erraticum
Lineage: Eukaryota; Viridiplantae; Streptophyta; Magnoliopsida; Brassicales; Brassicaceae
Source: the annotation of a GenBank genome assembly
AUGGCAAAUCUCUGUCGCCACUUUCUCAAUCUUUACCGACGGAUUCCUCAAAGGCUAUGUAUGGGCUUUAGGAAAGUUGACUCUGAGGAUCAGCUAUGGGAAUUUGAAGAGGAAGAUUUUGUGAGAGGUCAGCCGGAGAGUAUCGGGGAGCUGUAUCGCCGCAUGGAAGAAAUGGAAAAAAACAGUGAAGAGGGGAAAGAGAUGGAGAAGAAAAUCGAGGAGAGGAUGAGAGCGAGGAGGAUAGCCAUGAAGAAGACUAAAGAGAGUUCAGAUGGAACGAUGAAGACAGUCCUGAUGAAGAAGAAGAUAAAGAGGAGGGUGAAGGAUAAGAAAGCUUCAAAAGUAGUAGCCGAUCAGUUGCAAUGUUUACGUGUUUGA